GCGAGAGACCGGACAGGAUUUAGACAGAGCGCAACGCGACGCGUGAGGCUCAGUAACUUAGUGACAGAAAUAAUAACAAAAGCCGCGAAGAACAAGAAGAAGACGCUUUUGAGGAUAUUAUUAUAGUUUGACUGGAUUUCUGCUCCGCCAGCAUGAAGUUUGCGGAGCACUUGUCCGCCCAUAUUACUCCAGAAUGGAGGAAACAGUACAUUCAGUAUGAGGCUUUCAAGGAGAUGCUGUAUGCGGCCCAGGAUCAGGCCCCAUCCUUAGAAGUCACAGAUGAGGACACCGUCAAACGAUACUAUGCCAAGUUUGAAGAGAAGUUCUUUCAGACGUGCGAAAAGGAGCUUUCCAAGAUCAACACAUUCUAUUCAGAGAAACUGGCCGAGGCACAGCGACGGUUUGCUACUUUGCAGAAUGAGUUGCAGACGUCUCUUGAUGCUCAGCGGGAGAGCAACGCUCCAGCCCUGCGCAGUCGCCGCAAAACUGUGCUCCCACUGUCCAACAAGGAGCGCAACAAACAUCGUAACAUCAAAGACCUGCAGCUGGCCUUCAGCGAGUUCUACCUCAGCCUUAUCCUCCUGCAGAACUACCAGAAUCUGAACUUCACCGGGUUCCGCAAGAUCCUGAAGAAGCAUGAUAAGAUUCUGGACACUCCACGUGGAGCCGACUGGCGUGUGGCUCAUGUGGAAGUGGCUCCGUUCUACACCUGUAAGAAGAUCACACAGCUCAUUUCCGAGACCGAGGCUCUGGUGACCACUGAGCUGGAGGGAGGAGACCGUCAGAAGGCCAUGAAGAGGCUGAGGGUUCCUCCUCUGGGAGCAGCACAGCCUGCACCUGCAUGGACCACCUUUCGUGUGGGACUGUAUUGUGGUGUCUUCAUUGUCCUGGCUGUCGCCUUCGUCCUUACUGGUGCUUUUUUCGUUCGUAAGCAGAACAUCUGGCCACUGGUGCGCAUCUACCGUGGAGGCUUCCUGCUCGUUCAGUUUCUCUUCCUCUUGGGGAUCAACACUUAUGGCUGGAGGCAGGCGGGUGUCAAUCAUGUGCUGAUAUUUGAGCUGAAUCCUCGAAACAAUCUUUCACAUCAGCAUCUGUUUGAGAUCGCAGGGUUUUUGGGGGUGUUGUGGUGUCUCAGCAUCCUGUCCUGUCUGUUUGCUGACUACACUUGGCUGCCUAUGCAGGCCAAUCCCCUCAUCCUCUACGGCUUCAUGCUGCUGUUCCUCAUCAACCCCUUCAAAACCGCCUACUACAAAUCCCGAUUCUGGCUCAUCAAACUGCUGUUCCGCGUGUUCACCGCCCCGUUCCACCGAGUGGAGUUUGCAGAUUUCUGGCUGGCAGAUCAGCUCAAUUCUCUGGUCAUUGUGUUGUCGGAUCUGGAGUAUCUGGUGUGUUACUACAGCAUGGAGCUGCAGUGGGGAGAACGCAAUGGAUUACUGCCCGCCAAAUUUGGUGAUGAAAGGUGUAACAGCUUCUCGUAUGGAGUACGAGCCAUCAUCCACUGUCUGCCUGCCUGGCUGCGCUUCGUUCAGUGUCUGCGACGUUAUCGGGACACCAGGAGAGCCUUCCCUCACCUGGUGAAUGCUGGGAAAUACUCCACCACCUUCUUCGUGGUCACAUUUGCAGCCCUUUACAGAACUCACAAAGAUCAGAACCAUGCUGACUCCGAGGUGUUUUUCUACAUGCUGGUGCUGUCUUCAAUCGUCAGUUCUCUCUACACACUGAUCUGGGACCUGAAGAUGGACUGGGGGCUUUUCGACCGCAACGCAGGCGAGAACACCUUCCUGAGAGAGGAGAUCGUUUACCCACAUAAAGCCUACUACUACUGUGCUAUUAUAGAGGACGUGCUCCUGCGCUUCGCCUGGACUCUGCAGAUCUCUCUGACUUCCAUGACUCGCAUUCCUUCCAUUGAGGACAUCGUGGUCACUAUUUUAGCUCCUCUAGAAGUGUUUAGGCGUUUUGUGUGGAACUUCUUCCGUCUGGAGAACGAGCACCUGAAUAACUGUGGUGAGUUUCGUGCGGUGCGGGACAUCUCUGUGGCUCCUCUAAAUGCUGAUGACCAGACGCUGCUGGAGCAGAUGAUGGACCAGGAGGAUGGAGUCCGCAACAGACAGGGCAAGAAGAGCUGGAAACGCAGCUACAGCCUGUCCUUACGUCGACCUCUGCUGUCCUCUCAGUCCAAGAAGGACACUAAGGUGCUGAUUGAGGAUACGGAUGAUGAGGCCUUCAGCUGAACCCAGAUCUGAUCUCACUGUCCCACCACCAGUCUCUGCUUUCUGUUGGUUCCUCACAGAGCUGCCUCAGCACA
Danio rerio (zebrafish) is the source of this 2305-nucleotide messenger RNA. RefSeq names its product xenotropic and polytropic retrovirus receptor 1a (gene xpr1a). Gene Ontology annotation, cellular component: membrane. The record is from RefSeq and is marked provisional. Lineage: Eukaryota; Metazoa; Chordata; Actinopteri; Cypriniformes; Danionidae.